CGAGUGCAAGAUGGCGGCGAGGAAGGGAUACGAGGUAAGGCCUACCGGUGUUUACAGUGGCAAAAGAAGGAUUUGCGUGGCGAGUUCGUGCCAGGGAGUUAACGGGAGAUAGCCUUGAGUUUCUGGUGAGCGAAGAGGAGAGACACAGAAGGCGAGAUGGCUCUGAGGCAGUGUGCUACCAUGGCCCUGAGGAAUGGCCUUGGUGGAAGACAACAAGUGGCUGCUGCUUCUUCACUGGCCAAAAUUGGCAACAGAGAUGUAGUGGGUUUCGGGGUGAAUGGUGCGCCUAACUAUUAUGACCGUGUUGACUUCCCCAUGCCUGCCAUCCGCUUCAAGGAGAACACACCUGAUAUCAUGGCUUUGCGGGAAAAGGAGAAGGGUGACUGGAACAAGCUAACUGUGGAAGAGAAGAAAGCUCUCUACCGUGCUUCCUUCUGCCAGACCUUUGCUGAGAUGAAGGCACCUACUGGUGAAUGGAAGAGUGUACUUGGCAUUAGUCUUAUUGCCUCCUCCAUUGCCAUCUGGAUAUACCUGCUUAUGAAAGUCUAUGUUUACGAUGCCAUACCAGACACUCUCUCCCCGGAGAAGAAAGAGGCCCAGCUCAAGAGAAUGAUUGACCUUCGUGCAAACCCCAUACAUGGUGUCUCCUCAAAGUGGGAUUAUGAAAAGGGAGACUGGAAGUAAGCCCGUUCUCUGCCCUGCCUCGCUGCCACGUUAGAAUAGGUACCAACAAUCAUCUUGAUUAGUCCCCAGUGCAUCAUAAAAUUUAUCUUCUCACUACAGUGUUUUAACUAUUUUGGUACCAAGUAACAUUAUGGGGCAUGAUGCAAAUGUAUCAUCAGUAUAACUUUUCCUUUCAAUUUUAAAGUUUCAUACAAAUUAAUGAGAUUGGUGCUCAUUUCCUAUUUUUUUCUUGCUCCUUGAGGUUGGAGACAUAUUGCUAAAUUUACUCUUGGUAUAAAUUAUAGUUUUCAUAAGGUGGGAGUGAUAUUCAAGUUGUACUUCGUCUCACCCCUCUUUGCCUCCCAACACAGAUACCCCAUUCCAGCUCCCUGACUCAAUAAUAGUGUACCUCUUGCAUUUGCACUCAGAAUAUGGAUAAGGGAUGGACAAGAGGGCAUACAUCAUUGAGAUGCAAUGUAUGGAGCAACUUGUUAAGCAGUUGUUACUUAACUUUUCCUUAAGUUACACAGCAAUAUCUUUCAGCCUACCAACAGAUCACCACCCCAAUGCAGUCAGGGAGCAAGAGAAUAUUGUAAAUAUGAGCUAUUAUUUAAGUCGCUGUGUAGUAAAUGGUGACAGACUGA
Molecule: messenger RNA, 1307 nt
Organism: Scylla paramamosain (green mud crab)
Lineage: Eukaryota; Metazoa; Arthropoda; Malacostraca; Decapoda; Portunidae
Product: cytochrome c oxidase subunit 4 isoform 1, mitochondrial-like
Exons: 4
Coding region: 157-684 (175 amino acids)
Biological process (GO): mitochondrial electron transport, cytochrome c to oxygen
Source: RefSeq, a predicted model, not a curated record